Messenger RNA from Oryzias latipes (Japanese medaka), 1938 nucleotides. It is a transcript of the gene fip1l1a, whose product is annotated as FIP1 like 1a (S. cerevisiae). Gene Ontology annotation, cellular component: mRNA cleavage and polyadenylation specificity factor complex. NCBI's taxonomy places the organism in Eukaryota, Metazoa, Chordata, Actinopteri, Beloniformes, Adrianichthyidae. The record is from RefSeq and is a predicted model, not a curated record.
GUAGCCGGAUGAUAAAAACACUUCACUAGACGAUAACAACAGCGCUUCAUGGAAAACCGAAUAAUGGAAAACUGUUAUCUAGCGCGAGACCGUUUGUUUCCUUGGAAACCACUACCGUGACCGUUAGUUUGUUCGAUUCUUAUUUCUACGUUGACGUUUCAGACUAUUUCAGAUUAGAUCAUCUUUAAAAAAUGUCAUCAUCAGCCGACUCCACGGAGGCGUUUGACGAGGACGAGGAGGGAAAACUCUACCAACUUAUUUAUGAGCUCAAAGAGGAGAAAGGUGAGACAGAAAGGACUCCGAUGCCUCCCAGCCCAAAACAUUCACGUGUGCAUCUUGAGAUUCAUGCUGAAAGGAGGACAAACAUAGCUGAGGCUCCAAAACUGUGUCCAUUAAAGAAAGUCCAAGGCAUCAAAAAAAGUGUCCAGACCAAAGAGUCGUUACAGAAAAAGCCCUGGAAUGAACCCAAUGCAAAUGUUUCUGAUUAUUUUAACUAUGGUUUUACUGAAGAAACUUGGAAAGCCUACUGUAAGAAACAGACUAAACUACAAGCAUUUAAACGAAGCCAAAAGAUCAAAAAUACGGCUCAGAGAACUUGUGGUGGAGUCAAAGCAGGAGCGUCUGUUCCUGCUGAGAAUUUCUUCUCAGGAAAACCAUCUCCUGCAGCUUCCAGAAAGUCAAAGGCAAGUGCUGGCGUGACUAAAGGAUUCGCUGGGUCCAGGAGCAGAGGGAAAAGCAGUCCAUGUUAUCAAGCCAACAAAGCCCAGGAUGUCAUUGACUCCUCCCAUAAAGAGAACAUCUUCCCUGUUUUGGAUCAGCGCCGUAAAGCCAAAACCAGCAUUCUCUUUCCAUUUGUCCCUCCACGAUCCUUUCUUUUCCAACCAAGAUCAGCAUCAGGAUAUGGAUCUUCCUUCUGUAUGUCUGCUCUGAGCAUGUGUGCAGAAAAUGGAUGGGUUAAUGGGGGAAGCAUGGACAGGCAUCAUACAGUCCCAUCUUCCACGUCUCCCACAAGCAGACAAGCUGAUGGCUCGGAUAUGUCCUUCAAACCACUUUUCCAUUGUUCCUUAGGGAAUAACAUGCUGAGUUCAGGAUUGACUGAAACUACCAAGGCCUGGAACCGCCACAUAAGGCAAAGAAAGCACCACAGAGACAGAGAUGGAUCCAGAGAACAUGACCUUGACAAAGAAAGCAUGAGAGAGAGAAACAGAGAAAAGCAGACGUCCUCCUCACGCCACAGGAGGUCUUCCACGACACAUUCUCAUAAAUAUUCACGAGUGAAGGAGCAAACAAAGGCCAGGAGCUCCAAGGAUGAGAGCCACAGAUGCUGCAGCUUCAAAGACAUCAUGGGAGAAAACAGAAGGAAAGACAGAAGCUGGAAGCCUGACAGAGUUUCACACAGCACUCAGGGAAGCUGCAGCAGGAAAUUUGAAGAUAGGACCAUGGUAAAAGAUGCAAAAAGAAGAAAAAACAAGACGUAAAAAAACAGCUCCACAACAGACUGUGCUGACCAGGAAGAACAAUGAAAUGUUCCUGAUUUAACAGGAAAGAAUGACUUUGAUGUCAUUUUACAAUGCAAACAAUUAUUUGAUCUUUUGAACAUUUUUGAAGACUAAAGUUGAUUUUAGAGGAAAACCUCAUGAGUUUUGCAGAAAGAUUUUGUUGCUUUGCUUCAUGUCUUUUGUACUUGUGUUGUACUUGUGAAGAUACAAGUGAAAAGUUUAAACCACACAACAGGUUUUGGAACAGCUUUAUUAGUCUUUUAUGGUCAUGUACCAUCAGAUAAACUACACAGGCCGAAGCGUGACAAACAGAACCACAGGAGAUAGACCAUCCAGUGAUGCACAGGAACAGUUAUAGCUUUUUCUUUCUUAAAAGUAAGAAACUUUGUAAGGCCUCCACAAUGUCACCUAAUUAAAUGUCACUUCAACAUGUUAAGAA